Molecule: messenger RNA, 1317 nt
Organism: Cuscuta epithymum
Lineage: Eukaryota; Viridiplantae; Streptophyta; Magnoliopsida; Solanales; Convolvulaceae
Source: the annotation of a GenBank genome assembly
GGGGUCCUCAAAACUACUAUUGGGAGAUCAUAUCGAGUAAAUCUUUUGAAUUUGGAAUGUUUAAAUCUGGUAGGUCUCCUUUAUAUAUGCACGGACUCUGUUAAAAAAGAAUUCACUACGAACUUAUUUUCUAACAUCUUAAGGUUUCCUAGUCUCAAACGAUCCAAAAUCCCUUGUUAUGUACUUCGUAAGUUAUUAUGAAUGAGCAAAUACUUGCAGAAAUUCUAAUCCGUUUGCCGCCGUAUUCGGUUUACAGAUUCCGGGCAGUAUCAAAAUCAUGGAACGAGUUGAUUUCUCAUCCCUAUUUCAUCAAAAAAUACGACGGCCGGCAACGGCGGCCGGAUGAUGUUGGUUUGUUACGCUUAAUUAUGGGAGAUAUGUAUUGCCCCUGCAGUUUCUCCCAUUCAAAGACGCCCAAGAAAUCGCUUGAAUGCGAUUUUCUAGAUCUUAUGGUAAGCCGCAUGUUUCUAGAACGGCUCAAAUUCAUAAAUACCUCUAACGGUUUGAUUCUCUGCAAAAGUGAUCGCUAUGAGCAGAAGUACCUCGUUCUGAACCCGAUUACAAAAAGGUCGGUGACCUUGCCGCCGCCACCGUACUCGCGUUCAGCAGGAUCCAUCGGGUUGAUGUGCGAAGAGAACAAAAACCAACUGUCAGCCAAGUACACCGUCGUCCGUACUGCCGGCGAAGGCGAAAAGGGUACUAUGCAGAUCGUGACUUACUCUUCAGAGACAGGGGUCUGGGUCGCAGCCAAACUGCCGGUGAUCGCCGCCGCCGCCGCAAAAGAAGACAUCUACUUCUAUUUGUUCCGAGAUCCUCCUUUAGUGAUGAAUGGCGUUUUCCACUGGUACCAGUGUACCACUACUCCGACCAGGGGAGGAUCUAUGUUAGGGCUAUGGUGGGCUGAAGCCCAGGGCAAAGUAAAAAAUAAUUAUUUUUUUAAAGUAUUAUUUUUAAAAAAUUCCAUCCAGCCCACCCCAAAUUUUUCUAUAACCCAGUCCAAUUUUUCAGCCUAGCCCAUAAAAUAAAAUCUAACCAUCUAAAAAUCUAAUCUAAAUGUAUAUACAUCACCUCCCACUUAAUAAAUGGCACUUAGUAUAUACGUAUAAGAGCCAUAAAACCCAUAAAUGUAAUAAAUACAAUAAAAUAUGAUUCAAUUAAGAGCUUGAUUGGCAUGACAUGUUCACAACAACUUGUAAAGUGCUUGAGUAUCUUCAAGUAGUGCAUUGCUCAAAAGUGAGUUCUCGGGCAGAAGUUCUUAAUGUAUAUAGACACUUUCCAUGUUUUAAAUUUAUGUUCAAUUUACUUUUUAUGGACAAA